Wasmannia auropunctata (little fire ant) is the source of this 1703-nucleotide messenger RNA. It is a transcript of the gene Josd, whose product is annotated as josephin-2. The record is from RefSeq and is a predicted model, not a curated record. Lineage: Eukaryota; Metazoa; Arthropoda; Insecta; Hymenoptera; Formicidae. Bases 396 to 1103 code for a protein of 235 amino acids. Gene Ontology annotation, biological process: protein deubiquitination. Gene Ontology annotation, molecular function: cysteine-type deubiquitinase activity. The transcript has 4 exons.
CGGGUGAAGUUUCCGAACGCAGCCCAUGAUGGUUUUCGUUUGGAAUUGAUCCAUCGCUUCUACACUUCUGUAUGCAUUUGAGUUUUCAUAAUUACGACUGUGGCCGUAUCAAUCGAACGUUUUGAUACAGAAUUCUUGGCCACUACACUUUUCUACGAUUGUCAUAUGCGCUUUUCGUCAAAUUCGGAUGACAUGUAUUGCAUGUUUGGCGUGCAUUAAUAAUCAUACAUAGUUGGAUAGUCGUGAGUUAUUGGAGUGCCGUUGAUGGUUCAAACUCAGCGGCUGGCUGAUGAUUAUUUGCUAUUGAAUACAUUUUUCUAAAGGCUCUCUCGAAAAGCACCGGCAGAUUAAUCCACGCUUAUACACAGACGACGGGAAAAAACUAUGUAGUUGCGAUGGUUGCGAGCACAGCGACUGAUAUGACUGGAUCUAUAUAUCAUGAACGACAAGUGAAGGAGCUGUGUGCGUUACACGCGCUAAACAACCUGUUUCAAGAGCGUGGAUUUAGUAAGCAAGAAUUAGAUCAAAUCUGUUACAGUCUAAGUCCAGACGUAUGGAUCAAUCCUCAUAAGUCGUUACUGGGGCUCGGCAAUUAUGACAUUAAUGUUAUUAUGGCUGCUCUCCAAAGAAGAGGACGUGAAGCUGUAUGGUUUGACAAACGUAGAGAUCCUAAGUGUCUUCAUUUAGACAACAUUGAGGGUUUUAUACUUAAUGUCCCAACUGAAUACAAAUUAGGUUUUGUGCUACUUCCUUUGAAGCGACGUCAUUGGAUUGCUCUGAAAAAAAUACAUGGUGCCUUUUAUAAUCUUGAUUCAAAGCUGGACUCGCCGCAAUUAAUAGGAAAGGACAACGAUUUACUCAUAUAUCUAAAGGAUCAGAUAGAUAGCAAGGAGAAGGAACUGUUCCUUGUUGUUUCUAGAGAAAUCGAUAACAAUCAAGGAUGGUUGAUAGAUACGUGUGAAAAUAAAGAUGAAGACAAUAAUAUGGAUCAUGAUUCUAUUAGGUAUAUUGAGGAUGGAUACCCAGAUAUAGAUUUGAAAAAAUCCGAGUCUAAGGAAAUGAAUGAAAACGAGGAAUUUCUAGAUAACAAGAAUUCUAGAUAAUUGGGGCUACCAUGCACCAUGCUCCACUUUAUUUAUUCAUUCCCUUGUUGCAAAUUUAAGGAAGAGUGAUUAUAAUGAUUGCAAGAAAAGGCUUGAUAUUAUAUAGGAACAAAGAGAACAAAGAGAAAUAAACAGAUAAUGGCAAUUACACAUAUAAUGAAUGUUUCACUGAGCAUUUUUCGCAAUAAUGCUUUCAUUCAUAUCUAUGUGUUAACACAAACGUGAUAUUUUUAUUUAUUUAUUUACUUUUAAUAGAGAAGAGUCAUUUAUAUAUAUAUUGUGUAUAUUAUCUACUACUAAUGAUACAUUAUGCGUAACGCAUUUUAAGAAAUAACGUAUAUAAGGUAUAUAGCGUUGUAUUUAAAAUGAAAAUAUUGCUUUAUUAAAAGUUAACGUGUAUAAGAGAAGAACUUGUAUUCAAACGACAGCUACUCACACUGAAAGGGUAUUUAUGUGUAUAUUUAUCGUGAUAUUAUUUAUAUGUGAUAAUUAUAUGUCAUUUUAAAAAGCUUGUAUAAAUAAACACACUUGUAAUAUGAAAUUGUUAUGAUUUUAGAUACAAUCAUAACUUUUUUACACAAUAAAUAUGCUUGUAAUUUA